AAAUUCCCAUUCACCACACACAACAAAAGAAUAGUGAUCGAAGCUCAUGGCGUCUCUUGCAACCGUCGCCGCCGUGAAACCAUCCGCCGCCAUAAAAGGCCUCGGCGGAAGCUCACUUGCCGGAGCUAAGCUCUCCAUCAAGCCUUCCCGCCUGAGCUUCAAACCUAAAUCCAUUCGGGCUGGUGGUGUGGUGGCUAAGUAUGGAGACAAAAGUGUCUACUUUGACUUAGAAGAUUUGGGUAACACAACAGGUCAAUGGGACGUAUACGGCUCUGAUGCUCCUUCUCCUUACAAUCCUCUUCAGAGCAAGUUCUUUGAGACAUUCGCUGCCCCAUUCACAAAGAGAGGAUUGCUCCUCAAGUUCUUGAUCCUUGGAGGAGGCUCUUUGCUUACUUAUGUCAGCGCUACCUCCACUGGCGAGGUUCUUCCCAUCAAGAGAGGUCCUCAGGAGCCGCCUAAGCUCGGUCCUCGCGGCAAACUCUAAUUUAUAUUCAUGUUACUCUCAUCCUUCUUCUAAAACUCAUCAACACUUCUCAAUACUGGAAACCCUUUAAGUGAAUUUAUGUAUAUUCUGUUUAUCCGUUACAUUUGAAACGUUUUU
This is a messenger RNA of Arabidopsis arenosa, 601 nucleotides long. Lineage: Eukaryota; Viridiplantae; Streptophyta; Magnoliopsida; Brassicales; Brassicaceae. The record is from the annotation of a GenBank genome assembly.